This is a messenger RNA of Coffea arabica (coffee), 564 nucleotides long. RefSeq names its product protein ALP1-like. The record is from RefSeq and is a predicted model, not a curated record. NCBI's taxonomy places the organism in Eukaryota, Viridiplantae, Streptophyta, Magnoliopsida, Gentianales, Rubiaceae.
AUGGUUAGAGAUGUUGGGGGUUUGAGACCCACAAGAAACAUGAGUUUAGAAGAAAUUGUUGCCAUGUUUGUGUACACUUUGGCUCACCAUGAAAAAAAUAGAACGAUUGGCCUUACAUUUUUCCGAAGUGGAGAAACAGUGAGUCGCCAAUUUAAUCUUUGUCUUCUAGCAGUAUUAAAAUUACAUGACUUGCUACUCGAGAAUCCUGAGCCUAUUACUGAUGAGUGCACAGACGACAGAUGGAAAUAUUUUAAGAACUGUCUUGGAGCUUUAGAUGGGACUUUAAUUAAAGUGACACCACCUAGUGAUCAGAAGCCAAGAUAUCGAACAAGAAAAGCAAGUAUUGCAACAAAUGUAUUAGGAGUUUGUUCCCCAAACAUGAGAUUUAUAUAUGUUUUGCCUGGUUGGGAAGGUUCUGCACAUGAUGGUCGUGUGCUUCGAAAUGCUAUCUCUAGACCUAAUGGUCUUAGAGUACCACAAGGUUGUUAUUACUUGGUGGAUGCUGGAUAUCGCAAUGCAAAGGGAUUUCUUUGCCCCAUUUCGAGGGCAAAGAUAUCACCUUAA